AUGGGCUGCUGUUUCUCUUCACAGACUAACGCCGUUGCUUCCUCCACAGCCAAAGUCAUCUCCGUUGACGGCACUCUCCAUGAAUACUCCGUCCCAGCAACGGUCGCUCACGUCCUCAAAAGCGAACGAGAAAGCGAUUCACUCUUCGUCUGCAAUUCCGACAAGCUGUAUUUCGAUCAGCGCAUCCCACCGUUGGAUCCAAGUGAAGAACUCCAGGUGGGCCAGAUCUAUUUCGUCCUUCCGAUCAGUAAGCUUCAUUACCCUCUAACAGCAUCCGACAUGGCCGCGAUGGCGGUGAAGGCGAGCGAAGCGCUCAACGAGGAGGAGCCGAAGGAGAGCAGUCGGCGACGGUGGCGACGAAGGAAGAAGAUCCAGAUAUCGCCUGUUUUGGAGGUGGACCAGGGUCUUGGAGAUGGGGAUUUUGAUGGGUUUAAGAUAUUUGAGAAGGAGUAUGGAGGGUUAGCGAGAUCUGGGUCGGUGAGGAAGAUGCAGAGGAAUGCUUCAAGACGGGCGAAGACGGCUUAUCGGUCUUUCAGAUCGAGGCUGACCACCAUCUAUGAAAUCUCUGUUUCUGAGUAA
Molecule: messenger RNA, 579 nt
Organism: Magnolia sinica
Lineage: Eukaryota; Viridiplantae; Streptophyta; Magnoliopsida; Magnoliales; Magnoliaceae
Exons: 1
Coding region: 1-579 (192 amino acids)
Source: RefSeq, a predicted model, not a curated record